UGUCAAAAUCAGCUGUUUGUCAAGCACCUGUCUACAUACCACUUAUUGAUGUCAAGUCCCAAAUACCGUUUCACCUCCGCAUUCCUUCCAUAAAUAAUGCCACAUGAAGACAACCUCCUAACAGAACGAUGUGGCUCUUUAGGCCACCCCAUCAGAUACACCCGCCAAGGUCACAACGCUAUCUCCCGGCGCGAAGAAUCCGAAGAAACCUUCGCCGACUCUUUCCUCCAAUCGCUUCUGGGCUUCUUUCGCGAAGUUCUCCUCCCACAUGGUUAUCCAGACAGUGUAAGCGAAGAUUAUUUUGAUUACCAACUAUGGGACACGGUCCAAGCCUUUUGUAGUACCAUCACUGGGAUCUUCACCACGCAGGCCAUCCUCAAAGGGGUGGGUGUGGGUAAUGCAGAAGCCUCUGCGCUGUCUGCCACCAUCACCUGGAUUAUGAAAGAUGGGACAGGCAUGGUUGGGAGGAUUAUUUUCGCCUGGUGGAAAGGAAAUUCGCUUGAUUGUAACUGUAAGAAGUGGAGGCUGUUUGCGGAUUUGUUGAAUGAUGGGGCAAUGCUUUUGGAGUUGUGUAUACCAUAUGUCACGCAUUUGUCCAUGGAGGUUUUGUGCGUAUCGACGGCUAUGAAGGCCGUGGUGGGCGUGGCUGGUGGUGCCACCCGUGCCUCGAUAACCAAUCACCAAGCAGUAAAAGGCAAUAUGGCGGAAAUUUCGGCCAAAGAUGGCAGCCAAGAAACCCUCGUGAACCUAAUAGCAAGUUUCACCGGAAUUUUUCUAAUAAACUACUUCACGGAUGCAACAGCCCAGUGGAUUGUCACCUUCCUUUUGAUUUUACUUCAUCUGUAUUCAAACUAUCAAGCGGUCACUUCGCUAAUUUUCAAAAAUUUGAACGAUCUGCGAUUAACUUUGGUCCUGAAGAGUUAUUUGGUUGUAAAUGCCGUUUUAGGACCGGAACGAAUCAAUCAAGUGGAGUCAGUUUUUUUGGGUUUUGGUAUCAGUGUGGAGAAGUUUUGCGGAUUUAAAGUAGUUUUAGGGAAAAGUUUAUCAAAGGCCUUGAAGAAUUAUAGUUAUGAAGAGCUAAAGAGCCUCACGGAUGUGUAUAAGGAUAGGAAAUAUUUAAUAGUACCUGAUUUACAAAGAAGAACUAUGUUUGUUAUUUUUGAGAGAGGGGAACUUCCAGCGGACAUCAUAGCUGGAUAUUACAAUGCAGUAUUAUUGGGAAUUGCUACCUGUAUAUACAAUAGGGAGACUCUUGACAUUUAUGCCAAGAGACAGCUACACCAUUCAGCUCCUAUUACAAGAUUGAGCACCUUCAUGAAGUCGUAUGAUAUUAAUAGCCGUGACACCCUAGAAAACCUUCCUCGUCGGACGUUGGAGGCACUCAAUGAUUUUAUUAAUCAAGAAAUGGACAUGUUAUUCAUGGCGCUACAAGUUAACGGGUGGAAAACCGACAGCCACGCCCUCUGCGUAGACGAAUGGAGGGCCCAAUGGAAGGACUUGGACCGAAAGUCCCUCUAACAUCUUUUUUAUAAUUAUUUUUUAUAUGGUUGGUUGAAUAAUAAUAUUUUCAUAAAAAUAUAUAUUUUUAUAUAAAUAA
Messenger RNA from Zophobas morio, 1597 nucleotides. RefSeq names its product RUS family member 1. Lineage: Eukaryota; Metazoa; Arthropoda; Insecta; Coleoptera; Tenebrionidae. The coding region runs from base 97 to 1518 and encodes 473 amino acids. The transcript has 7 exons. The record is from RefSeq and is a predicted model, not a curated record.